AUGCCGUCCCCUCCUUCUACGAAGAAAGCUAACGCCGGUCCCGGCUACUAUGAUCUCAUUAAGGAGGCUGUCAUUGCGCUUAAAGAGCGCUCUGGCUCAUCUCGCCACGCAAUUGACAAAUUUGUGGCGGCCAAGAAGGGCUCCAACUAUUCAAAGUCUCGGCUAAAUAUCGCACUGAAGCGUGGCGUCGAGUCGGGCAAGCUAGUGCCUGUGAAGGGGUCAUUCAAACUGGCUACAGAUGAGAAAAAAGUGGCAAAGAAACCUGUCGCCAAACUAGUCGCGAAGAAGGCCUCUCCAGCUAAGAAGCCUGCAAGUAAGCCGGUUAAAAAGCGUGUCUUAUCCAAGACUGGAACGAAAAAGGUGGCACUCAAAAAGUCACCUAAGACUGCUAAAAAGCUGACUACAAAGAAAGUCGCCAAAGGGGUGAAGAAGGUCUCCUCCAAGAAACCCAAGACUACCAAGAAAAAAGUUGUAAAGAAGUCGGCUGCGAAGAAGUCUUCAAAGGCUGCGUCAAGUUAA
Plasmopara halstedii is the source of this 519-nucleotide messenger RNA. Its product is annotated as histone h1. Lineage: Eukaryota; Oomycota; Peronosporomycetes; Peronosporales; Peronosporaceae. The transcript has a single exon. The record is from RefSeq and is a predicted model, not a curated record. Gene Ontology annotation, molecular function: double-stranded DNA binding; nucleosomal DNA binding; structural constituent of chromatin. Gene Ontology annotation, cellular component: nucleus; nucleosome. The coding region runs from base 1 to 519 and encodes 172 amino acids. Gene Ontology annotation, biological process: nucleosome assembly; negative regulation of DNA recombination; chromosome condensation.